CUACAACAGUCUGACUAAAUCAAAAGAUGGUUAGUGUCUCCAGAAGUGCUCAUGUACCGCGGUUACACCGAUGUUACUAACAGAUCUAGACGCGCCGAAGAUGAUAGGUUCUUUCCAGAGAUGUAGCCGCGGCUGCUGCACACCUCCGUUACUUGGAAACCGUCAGAAAGUUUCUGCGGAAAGUUUUUCUCCUCGGAUGGAACAAGUUUAGAGACAAAGCGGUUGCCACGGGGCUGCUUUCUCCGGUGUUUUGUGAUGAUGGAGGAAGCCAGGCUCUGAGUGACACAAUGUCUUGGGGGGAGUUAAUUGAGCUCCGUGACCUGAGGCCAGACCAAGAGCGGAUAGAGCUGACAGCAGGCACACAAUCGCCCUGCUCACCCCCACGCCUGGAGAGAGCCAACGCCCUGAGGAUCAGCCCGGGGAAGGUCCCAGACCUGCUGAGCCGGGUGGGCAUCAUCAGGGUCCUGAGCAGCACUCAGGACCCACAGCUCACUGAGGAGAAGGGAGAGGGACACAACUUCCAGCCCUGCAGCCACGCUCAGCCCACGUGGUGUGACCUGUGUGGGGACUUCAUCUGGGGCCUGUAUAAGCAGAGCCUGCGGUGUGUCAAUUGUAGAUUCACGUGCCACUACCGCUGUCGGGCUCUGAUCCAGUUGGACUGCAGCUGGGACAGAGGCUCAGUGGCUGACCACACAUAUGUUGUGGAGCACACCAUAGAAACAGACACAAAUGUGGAUGAACAGAUUGAAUGGGGAAAGCAGGAGUUAAACACUGCAGAUUAUCAGCAGAAGGUGAAGGAAUACAACGCUCAAAUCAACAGCAAUCUGUUCAUGAACAUGAACAAGGAUGGUUCCUACACUGGCUUCAUAAAGGUACAGUUCAAGCUGGUGCGACCUGUUUCAGUUCCACCUCCUAAGAAAGGAGGUCACGAUGCUAGAGGGAGGCAGGCUAGCGGAGUAAAGCGUCGCACCUCUUUCUACUUGCCAAAGGAUGCAUCCAAGCACCUGCACAUAAGCUCACGCACUUCUGCUCGAGAGGUCAUUGAAGCUUUGUUGAAAAAGUUUACUGUGGUGGACAAUCCUGGCAAGUUUGCUUUGUUUGAGCGCAGCGAGCGUCAUGACCAAGUUUAUGUUCGCAAGGUAUCUGAUGAUGAGCAUCCCCUCCGUCUGCGUCUGUGUGCUGGACCCAAUGAGAAAGUUCUCAGCUUUGUUCUGAAAGAGAAUGAAACUGGAGAAGUCAAUUGGCAUGCCUUCUCCAUGCCUGAGUUAAAGAACUUCCUGCGCAUUCUGCAGCGUGAAGAGGAGGAGCAUGUCAAGCAGAUAGUUCAGCGGUACGCUCUAGCCCGCACUAAGAUGCGAGAGGCUCUGGCUGGCUCGACCCCAGGCUGAUGCAACUCUGCGCUCGGGGUUUAACAUGCACAUCUUGGCUGGACAAUCGCCUGAAGAUAACCAGUCAUCGCUGCAUCCAAAGAUCCCAGAUAAUACAAAUCAUUACGCCUCUUGGCUGAACGAGAGUGAGAAAGGGCGCAAGACAAUGAGAGAGAGCUGGCGCGAAUGUGCGUGUGAAAUGAUGCGAGAGAUGAGAAGUGCCUUACACCUGGAGAGUCUGAUGUGCCUGAGAGAAUGAGUUGUGAGAAGUGAAUACUGGCAGAUGAGACAGUGGUCAUAUCCAGUAAUGUCUUUUGCUAUUGGGUACCAUCUGAUUAUCCUGUGUGCCUCAGCUGUGUCACUUUAACUUU
Messenger RNA from Etheostoma cragini (Arkansas darter), 1738 nucleotides. RefSeq names its product ras association domain-containing protein 1-like. Gene Ontology annotation, cellular component: microtubule cytoskeleton; nucleus. Lineage: Eukaryota; Metazoa; Chordata; Actinopteri; Perciformes; Percidae. The record is from RefSeq and is a predicted model, not a curated record. The transcript has 7 exons. Gene Ontology annotation, biological process: Ras protein signal transduction. The coding region runs from base 288 to 1388 and encodes 366 amino acids.